Molecule: messenger RNA, 1348 nt
Organism: Prosopis cineraria
Lineage: Eukaryota; Viridiplantae; Streptophyta; Magnoliopsida; Fabales; Fabaceae
Product: 31 kDa ribonucleoprotein, chloroplastic
Exons: 5
Coding region: 177-1100 (307 amino acids)
Cellular component (GO): cytosol
Molecular function (GO): mRNA binding
Source: RefSeq, a predicted model, not a curated record
CCUUAAUCCACGAAAUUAUGUCCCCAAGAUGUCCAGACACCCUUAUCCAAUAUCCAGUCUCCGUCGCCGCUUCUUCUUCGGCUCGUCGACUCUGCUGGCUCCAUGAUGCUGCUGUUACCUCUUAAUUCAACGACCGGUAAUAAAGAGUAGAGUGAGUUUCAUCCUUUUCAGUGGCAAUGGCGCUAUUUCGUGGUCCCAGCUUCCCGUCAACGGCCAACCUCUCCGUAGAACACCAACUUCGCCCGCUCUACUCUCUCCACAAUUCUCCCCAUCCUUCCACCGGCAAUCUCUCCUUUUAUCCCUCGCCUUCCCCGUUUCAUCUUCUACGCCUCUCCCUUGCAUAUCCCUCAAGCGCUAGAUCCAAAAAAAAUUCUCCUUUUCUGCCGAUAUCUGCCACUGCACCCCAGGAACUAGCGUUUACUUCCUCUCCUCCGGAUGUUUCCGAUGACAGCCAACCAACUGAGAUACAAGCUGAAGAAUUUUCUGGAACCAGGUUGCUUGCUCAGAACCUACCUUGGACUAGCACUCCUGAAGACGUUCGUUCUUUGUUUGAGAGGCAUGGAAGAGUCCUGGACGUUGAGCUAUCGAUGUAUAAUAAGACUAGAAACAGGGGUUUGGCAUUCGUUGAAAUGGGCUCGGAAGAAGAUGCUCUUGCGGCUCUGAAAAGUCUCGAAUCGUAUGAAUAUGAAGGGCGAAUACUGAGACUUGCAUAUGCUAGGCCAAAAAAGCAGAAAGCUCCACCUCCUGUGCAGCAGAAGACAGUAACAUUUAACAUAUUUGUUGCAAAUUUGUCGUAUGAGGCGAGGUCUAAAGAUCUCAGGGAGUUUUUUGAUUCAGGAAGUGGUACUGUUGUUUCUGCCGAGGUCAUAUUUCAUGACAACCCUAGAAAGUCCGCUGGUUAUGGAUUUGUAUCAUUCAAGUCUAAAAAAGAAGCCGAGGCUGCCCUUUCUGAUUUCCAAGGGAAGAUUUUUAUGGGAAGGCCAAUCAGGGUGGCACGGAGUAAGCAGUUUGUUAAACAACCAAUAGAGGAGAGUACAAGGGCUGGAGAUACAUCUUCUGAGACCAGCGUGGAUGGGCUAGAAGCAGAAAAAGCUGAUUGAUUCCAUCCUAUAUUGUGGUUUGCUUUGCACCCUUAAACAGAGAUCCAUUUGUUACAAGGAUUAAAUAGCCGUACUCAUCCAAUAUCUGAGAGUCAGUAAAGUCUUUCUUGUAAACAAAUGCAAGAGGAUUCAAUUUUGUUUAUUGCCAUAUGCCAUGCUGUCACAGUUGUCUGAAUGCUAUUAUAUCUAAUUGAAAUUUUAAGAGGGAAGCUCUAUGUAAUUAUUUUACCUAAAUACGUUUUACACUA